ACAGUGUCUUCGCACAAGUUAAGCCACGAACACACUGUCUGUGCAAACGGCGCGUGCUGGCAUGUGACGCGACUGUCGUUAUUCAUUUGUCUUAUGACAAGUGUCAGUUGGCGCUGUGGAUUUGCCGCCUAACAUUACCUCACGUUUGCUCUUCUCGGAUACUUUGCAUCUUCCUUAAUUAUUAAGUGCUGUCAUUUCCGGAUUUCAACAAUCCGCGAAACCGCAGGUUGAACUGACGGAUUUGGAAUCAGGGUGUUUUAAUUGAAAGUGAACUUUACGUAAGUUGUUUCUGGAAGACGUUAUUGCGUUCCCAGCAGCAAAUAACAUUAGCUUUGCUCCACAGUUAAGGUGUGAACAUUUCCUUUAUGAUUGUGAACUUAAUUUAAUUCUGUUCCGCUAGUGUAAUUUAAUAAGCGAGAAGAUCGUUCGCUAUUCUAGCAUGGUUCGUCAUAACUGCGCUAAAAGAGGAUCGGUUUUCUCGAUUUAAAAGGACUAACUCCGCGCACUACAGCGCUGGUAUCUGGAUAGAUAUUUAAUGCCCCAGAUACCGAGGCAUUAAAGUGGUUGGCGGAGAAAAUCUUCAAUAAUUGUGGACAUGUAAGUUGAUAACCUCGCGCGAUAAGAUUAAAAUGUCCAAAUUAUCCGAGUCGUCGUGUGUGGUGCAGUGAUUUUGUAGUGUUUUUCGAUACGGUCAACAUCAACAUGAAGACUCUCACUCCAUCGCCGAGGACCUCUUCAGGACUGCUUGUGCUGACGUCGUGGAUCCUCAUCCUGCUCGAACUUUGCACAGUGUUUUCCGGCGGAGAAGCAGCCCAUGCAGUUAAAAGAUUCACAGGAUUAUACACUGGGCCAUACUUUGAUCCCACAACGACCACCAACAUAACGACACAGUUGGGAACGCACGCAUACCUCCCUUGUAAAGUAAAACAGUUGGGCAACAAAUCUGUGUCGUGGAUCAGGAGGCGAGACGCUCAUAUUCUCACCGUAGAUAGGUAUACUUUCAUCGCCGACGACCGCUUUCAGGCUUUCCUGGUCGAAGCCACCGACACAUGGACACUACAAGUUAAGUACGUGCAGCCAAGGGACGCCGGACAGUACGAAUGCCAAGUCAGCACCGAGCCCAAAAUGAGCCACUUCAUCACCCUCAACGUCGUAGUCCCGAAAAUUGAGAUAUCGGGCGAAUCUGACAUUUAUGUGAAGACCGGAAGCACCGUGAGCCUGAAAUGCGUGAUCACCCAGUCUUUGGAGGAACCCGCCUAUAUCUUCUGGUAUCACGACGGCGAGCGCGUCCUGAAAUAUGAUCGGAGUGCAAUUGAUAUACGCACAGAUCGUGUGGGAACAGACACCACAGUGAGCACACUCAUCAUUUUCCACGCCCGGACGGAAGAUUCAGGAAACUACACCUGCAGCCCCUCCAAUCUGGACUCAGCAAGCGUCCUCCUGCACGUUCUCAACGGCGAGCACCCUGCGGCCAUGCAACGAGGCAAGAACUCGGCUUCUCCCAUCCCGGCUUGGUCCCAUCUCUCCAUGGGGCUCGGACUCGCCGCCUGCACACCACCCAGAUUCGCCAUCGCCGUGGCCCUCAGCCUGGCAGUCCUGGUCGAGCUGCUGGCCACAUAAACUACCAACGUCCGCGCUUAAGAUCACUGGUUCCGUUUUGUUACUGAUUUUUUAAUUAGAUUUUAUAUAACUGACUUAAGGUAAAAGGGAGAAGCGAUGAGAUUGUACUAUAACAAAAUUUUGCAUUUUAGACGUUUUCAUUACAUUCUCAAUAGUGUUUCGUUUUACGACCACUGUAUACGUUUUCAAACAAUAAAUCAAAUAACUAAUGGCAAGGCUCGAUUUAUAGGUGUAGGUCGGUGGCGUACGUUUGAAGAAAACGAAAAUUUCUAUUUUCGUCAUUGUGAAUUUCUAUUAUUUCCAUGUGAAAAGGAUUUGUGUAAUUUAUGUAACGUGGAAACGAAAUUUAUCGCCUCUAUUUGUGAGGACAAUCUAAUUUUCGAUUUGUUGGUGUUAAAUUGGAGUUGGAUCCCUCCAUAAAUGAAUUUAUUGAGCAACUGUGAUAAGACUAUGUUUAUUGCAUGCUGGACGAAUAUUUUCAUCGGGAAUUGAUGGUGAUGUUACUUGUUUUAUUGUUUGAAAAUAAAUCGUUUUUGUCAUGUAACAUUCACGUACACGUUACUUCAGGAACUGUCGUCCUCUUUCAUCUACAUACCCACAUACAUAAUAUAAAUGUAAUUUUUAAUAAAUGAAUUAACUUCAUGUGUGAAGUGAGACUACACUACUUACUGUUGAACUUGCAGUGUUUUGUUUGUAAAUAAUUCCAGGUUAUUCAGUGAAACGGACGCAUACUGAAAUGUGAGUUAAUUAAGCCUAAAAUUAAAGGUGUGAUUAAUUAGAUAAGUUAGUUAGUUAUAAAUGUAAAAUGAAUAUCAUUGCAGUUGUAUUUCUGAUAUGAUGGGUGAAAGAGCUGAUGUAUAAAGUAUUUUUACUGUAAAAAUUUUGAUUAUCUGUUUAAUUGUUUUUAAAAACUCGAAUGUUCGUUUUGCAAUGCUGUAAAUCUUUCAUUUUAAUGUUGUACAUUAUUCAAAAUCUAGCGUUCAUAAUUCAAAUAAAAAUGUAAAUGAUCCGCUGUUACUCAAAUCUGUGAAAUUAUUAGCCCUUAGGACUUACCUUUAUUUUAUAUCAAUUUUAUUGAUGUAUUUUAGGUAAGUACAGAAUGUAACCCAACUUUAUGUUGAAUAAAUCGUUAUAAUAAA
This is a messenger RNA of Tribolium castaneum (red flour beetle), 2759 nucleotides long. RefSeq names its product hemicentin-2. The record is from RefSeq and is a predicted model, not a curated record. The coding region runs from base 703 to 1620 and encodes 305 amino acids. The transcript has 5 exons. Lineage: Eukaryota; Metazoa; Arthropoda; Insecta; Coleoptera; Tenebrionidae. Gene Ontology annotation, cellular component: neuron projection membrane. Gene Ontology annotation, biological process: synapse organization.